AUGGGACGUCGGUCUUCAGACACUGAAGAGGAAAGCAGAAGCAAGAGAAAAAAGAAACAUCGGAGGCGGUCCUCUUCAAGAAAAAAAAAAAGAAGCUCUUCAGACAACAGGACUUACAGCCGCAAGAAGGGUGGGAGGAGGCCAGGGUCCGAGUCAAGAUCCUGGUCUAGAGACCACCAGCCUUGCUCACAUUCUUACAAGAGAAGACACAGGCACACAUCAAGCAGCAGCUCUUCCUAUGGCUCCAGAAGAAAAAGAAGUCGUAGUCAUUCCAGGGGCCGAGGAGGGAAAUCCUAUAGAGUUCAAAGUUCUCGGUCAAAAAGCAGAACAAGAAGGUCCAGGUCAAGACCUCGUUCAUGCUCAGUAGAAGCAGUGGAAAGAUCCAGUCACAGAAGAACUCAUAGUAGGUCAAGGGACAGAGACAGACUUAAAGUCCGGGACAAAGAGAAAAGAGAAAAGGAGAAGGAUAAAGGCAAAGACAAAGACAAAGAAGUGCACAGCAUCAAAUGCAGGGAUUCUGGAAACAUUAUAGCUGGAGAGCAUCUGCCUCCAGCUGAGCAGGCCAAAGCCAGACUACAAUUGGUCCUUGAAGCUGCUGCUAAAGCCGAUGAAGCAUUAAAAGCCAAAGAAAGGAAUGAGGAAGAAGCCAAGAGAAGAAAAGAAGACCAAGCCACCCUGGUAGAACAAGUAAAAAGAGUAAAAUAAAUUGAAGCAAUUGAAAGUGAUUCUUUUGUUCAGCAGACAUUCAGAUCAAGUAAAGACGUCAAAAAGGCAGUAGAACCAGUGAAGCAUGUGACUCCAGCAUCUGGACCAGCAUCAGUAGCUGCUGACCCACCCAGCACUGGAAAGGAAAUAGACCCAGACAGCAUCCCCAUGGCUAUCAAGUACUAAGAUGACAAUUCUCUAGCUCAUCCAAAUUUAUUUAUUGAAAAAGCUGAAGCUGAAGAAAAGUGGUUCAAGAGGUUAAUCGCUCUCCGACAAGAAAGGCUGAUGGGCAGUCUCGUGGCCUAAGCAAUAGACUUACGGUUGGAUUGACAGUAACCUUGAAUAUGUAGG
This is a messenger RNA of Mastomys coucha (southern multimammate mouse), 1056 nucleotides long. It is a transcript of the gene Rsrc1, whose product is annotated as arginine and serine rich coiled-coil 1. Gene Ontology annotation, biological process: alternative mRNA splicing, via spliceosome. The record is from RefSeq and is a predicted model, not a curated record. Gene Ontology annotation, cellular component: nucleus; cytoplasm. NCBI's taxonomy places the organism in Eukaryota, Metazoa, Chordata, Mammalia, Rodentia, Muridae.